AUUCUCCAUCCGAAAAUGUCGAAGCUCAUCCUCUCCCUUCUCCUUGUCGCCUGCAUUGCUGUUCAAAUCAAUGCUGCCGGAAUCGGCAAUGCCAAGAAUAUUCUGAAGUCGUUGGAUAAGGCACUGGAGUCUCACGACAUCAAGCGGUUCUUGAGCAUGCAUGACAGUAACUUCAACUUCAAGUUCUGUAAGGUUAGCGGAAAGAGUGUGGAAGAUUUGAAGAAGAUUUUGGAGCAGGAUCCAAAUAUGUCAACCACCAAGAAGAGUAAUCAUUUUGUCACCAGUAAAGUUACCAAAGACGGCGCAAACUACAAAUUCGACUACGAGGAGUUCCUUCUUCUUAAGAACGACGAAUUCUACAAGGCCGAGGGAACUAUUUACUUCCAAGAUGCACCAAAAGUCAAGAUCAUGAAGGCGACCGAAAAGUGUCCAGUGAAGAUUUUCUAAAAAUCUCGAAUCUGGAAUCAUGAUGUGAAAUAUAUGAAUAAAGAAUCUUUUUAAA
Messenger RNA from Caenorhabditis elegans, 502 nucleotides. It is a transcript of the gene F26D10.13, whose product is annotated as CaMKII_AD domain-containing protein. Bases 16 to 447 code for a protein of 143 amino acids. Lineage: Eukaryota; Metazoa; Nematoda; Chromadorea; Rhabditida; Rhabditidae. The record is from RefSeq and is marked reviewed. The transcript is spliced from 2 exons.